AUGUUCAGCCAAGACUUUGUUGAGAGUGGGAAAGUCGUCAACAAACUCUUCGCCAUGAUUGAAUCGAUGCUCGAUGAGGAUGAAAACGCUUUGAUUUGCGUCUUUAUUGAUGAGAUAGAAAGCCUAGCCGGCAAACGUCAGUACCCUGGCAGCUCUAACGAGCCGCAAGACUCCUUGAGAGCUGUUAAUGCAUUGCUGAUCGCGCUUGAUCGGCUACGGUGCAGACCUAACGUCUUACUCUUUUGCACGAGCAACUUGAUCGAGGCUGUGGAUCCGGCAUUUAUUGACCGCAUCGACAUGAAACAACAGAUUUCAAAUCCUGGUCCAAGAGCUAGAUACGAGAUUCUGCGUUCCUGCUAUCUUGAACUUGGUCAAUGCGGAAUCAUAGCUCCAGUCCGUCAGCCCCUAGAAGCUGCUACCCUCGAGCAACCAUCACAAGAAAUGCUGCUGGAUGGAGAUGAGGACGAGCUCGCGAGCGGGUGGGCCUCCCUCAUACCUUCCUCAUCCUCUUCGUCUUCUCCGGAUAGAUACUACACUCCGUUUAGCAGCCCGCCACCUCCGCACCACUCAACCAAGGCUCCUAGGUCUCAAGUUGAUUUCCAUGUCGUCGACGACAGAGAUCUACCGCCUCACCACCUCAUGAUGCUGCAUUUCCCCGCCGACGAAGCGUCUCUGCCUCGAACAUUAUGGAAGGUCGCAGCGAAGAGUACGAACUUUAGUGGGCGAACCCUACGGCGUCUGCCUGUCCUGUCUCUAGCUAUGUACACGACGCAGGACCCGUGUCCCAUCGAUGAAGCUCUCAAUGCGCUUUCAGAAGCUGUCGAUAACGAGUCGUUACGGGAACAGAAAGAUAGUACAGGAGAGACCAAGAUGCUCGACUGUUGUUAG
This is a messenger RNA of Letharia columbiana, 888 nucleotides long. RefSeq lists its product as uncharacterized. The transcript has 5 exons. NCBI's taxonomy places the organism in Eukaryota, Fungi, Ascomycota, Lecanoromycetes, Lecanorales, Parmeliaceae. The record is from RefSeq and is a predicted model, not a curated record. Gene Ontology annotation, cellular component: chromosome; nucleus. Gene Ontology annotation, molecular function: ATP binding; ATP hydrolysis activity. Gene Ontology annotation, biological process: meiotic recombination checkpoint signaling; reciprocal meiotic recombination. The coding region runs from base 1 to 888 and encodes 295 amino acids.